Molecule: messenger RNA, 5978 nt
Organism: Lates calcarifer (barramundi perch)
Lineage: Eukaryota; Metazoa; Chordata; Actinopteri; Centropomidae
Gene: klhl5
Product: kelch-like family member 5
Exons: 16
Coding region: 583-3165 (860 amino acids)
Molecular function (GO): protein binding
Source: RefSeq, a predicted model, not a curated record
ACAGAAGAGGUAAUAAACACUCUGUGUGUUAGACAAUGUUGAAAAGGGCAAGGAUGAGGUUUAUCUUAACUCUCAGCUUGAAGUACAUUGGACUGGCUGACUGGCUAACCUUCUUAUAAACACCAAAUAUUAAGUAUCAUCUAAAAGUGAGGACGAAAGUUCUAAAUGAAAAGUAUAAGAAGUGGAAAGUAACUACAUCUACUCACAUUUCACAGGCAAAUAUUGUACUUUUUUACUCCAGUGCAUUUUAAAAUGUUACCUUUACCUGCUGUAACAAUACAGAGAUCUUCACACACUGAUGCAUCAAUAAUCAUAAUUCAGUAAUAUCAUAUACAGUAUUUAAUUCUGAAAUGGGUCAAUCCUCACGAUGAGUAAGGUUACUUUUGGUACUCUGAGUGUAUUUUAAUGCUAAUACUGUUGGAGAAGGUAAGAGGUGGACUAGCACUAGGACCCAGGAAAAGGGGCAGAGCUUAUAAAAGGGGAGGAGCUCACCUGUGCUCUCUUCCUGCUUUAAAGCACACCUAAGAGACAACAGCUGAGACUGGCAUUUGUUUGGUGUUUGAUCUGGUUCCAGUCACCUGCAUGUCACCUGACUGGAGGGUUCCAGUACAGCAAGGGGACCAGCUGGAAACCCCUCCAGGAUCCUCCAGUCUCCUUGAAACCUGGUUAGAAAACCCCAGUCGCGGUUACCGGGCGUGCGGUUGCCAGGAGAGACGCGCGAACAGUUCAGUGUACAGCUUUAAUAACGGCAGAGCGGCACGGGCUCUCCCCCGCCAUUUCCUUGUGCCGAGCCCUGGAAUGUCGAGUAGCGGCUCGGGCUCUUCCUCGCGGAAGGAGUUCGACGUGAAGCAGAUCCUCAGGAUCAGAUGGAGGUGGUUCGGUCACCCCGCGGUCCCUCCGCCUCACUCCCCGCCGCUAGGAGACUACUUCGCCGGGAGGAGAGCGGGCGGCAGCUCCGGAGACGGACCAUCAGUUAGCGGCUGUAGCAACUCGAAUUCAGCCGGCGUAAACCCCAGCGCGGGGGGUCACGGCGGUCUGGUGGCCAGCGGCAGCGCUGGGUCUAACCUGUGUAACGGCAGCGGCAGCAACAGAAAGUUUGCUGAUCCAGCGGGGAGUCGGGGCGGUCCGGGAGGAGCGGCAGUUGGAGCGACGGGGAGCUCCUGUCCCCGCUCCUUCAGCCAGCCGGAGUGCAGGAGCUCCGCCGCGGCACUGUCGUGGGUCUCCCCGCCGCCUCAUCGUCGCUCUCGCCCGGUGACGAGCAUGGAACCCCCCGGCGAGGCCCCGGUGCCCAAGCUGGUACCCGAGCCCUCUGCUCAUGUUGGGGCGGUGGAGGAGGAGGAGGAGGCGGCGGCGGCGGCACCGGCGGGCACCGAGGAGAACAACAACCACCCGGAAACUGACUCCAGCUCUUGCAGGACGUCCAACAGCAGUGCCACCCUGUCCUCAUGCAUGUCGAUGGAGCCUUGCGCUUGUCCAGAGGAAUGUAUGUUCACCGCUCUGUCCCAUGCCGACGUCACCUUCCGCAAGAUGGAGGGCUACCUGAGGAGCCGACAGCUGUGUGAUGUCAUACUGGUGGCUGGAGAGAGGCGGAUACCUGCCCACAGACUGGUCCUCUCAUCUGUGUCGGACUACUUUGCGGCCAUGUUCACCAGCGACGUGCGGGAGGCCAAGCAGGACGAGGUGAAAAUGGAGGGGGUAGACCCAGAUGCACUGUGGGUCCUGGUGCAGUACGCAUACACAGGCCGUCUUGAGUUGAGGGAGGACACCAUUGAGUCUCUGCUGUCAGCCUCUUGCCUGCUGCAGUUGUCGUCUGUGGUUCAGGCCUGCUGCUCCUUCCUCAUGAAGCAGCUCCACCCCUCCAACUGUCUGGGUAUCCGCUCUUACGCCGACGCUCAGGGCUGCCACGACCUGCAGAGGGCUGCUCACGCCUACACCAUGGAUCACUUUUUAGAGGUGGUGGCAGGUCAGGAGUUCCUGCUGCUCCCGGUGGAGGAGAUGGAGAGGCUGCUCACUUCUGACGACAUCAACGUGCCAGACGAGGAAACCGUGGUUACCUCUUUGCUAACGUGGGUCCGUCAUGACACCACUCGCCAGCGCCACCUGCCUUUGCUGCUGGCUCACAUCCGUCUGCCGCUGCUGCAGCCACAGUUCUUGGCAGAUUUAGAGUCCAACCCUCUGCUCCGGGACAGUGUGGAGUGCCAGCGGCUGCUAAUGGAGGGGAUGAAGUAUCACCUCUUGCCCCAGCGUCGGCCCCUGCUACAGAGCCCUCGUACACGUCCUCGCAAGGCCACCGUAGGGGCCAUGUUUGCUGUGGGUGGCAUGGACGCUACGAAAGGUGCUACCAGUAUCGAGCAGUACUGUCUGCGUCGGGACACGUGGAGGCAGGUAGCCACCAUGAGUGGACGGAGACUACAGUUUGGAGUCGCUGUCCUCGACAGCCGUCUCUACGUGGUGGGGGGCCGGGAUGGACUCAAGACCCUCAACACCGUGGAGUGUUACAACCCACACAGCAAAACCUGGAGUGUCAUGCCUCCCAUGUCCACGCACAGACAUGGCUUAGGUGUAGCUGUGCUAGAGGGGCCCAUGUACGCAGUAGGAGGACAUGACGGCUGGAGCUACCUCAGCACAGUGGAAAGGUGGGACCCCCAAGCUCGACAGUGGAGCUUUGUUGCAAGUAUGGCUACACCCAGAAGCACUGUGGGAGUAGCUGUACUCAACGGCAAGUUGUAUGCAGUAGGAGGUCGUGACGGCUCAUCCUGCCUGCGCUCGGUGGAGUGUUUCGACCCUCACACCAACAGGUGGAGUGGUUGUGCUCCAAUGGCUAAAAGACGUGGAGGUGUGGGUGUGGCCACGUGGCAUGGCUUUUUGUAUGCCAUCGGAGGUCACGAUGCUCCAGCCUCAUCCCUGGCAUCUCGGCUAAGUGACUGUGUGGAGAGGUAUGACCCUCAGACAGACGUGUGGACGGCAGUAGCCCCCAUGAGCAUCAGCAGAGAUGCUGUCGGUGUUUGUCUCCUUGGUGACCGUCUCUAUGCUGUGGGCGGUUAUGACGGUCAGGUGUAUCUCAAUACUGUGGAAGCUUAUGACCCUCAGACAAAUGAGUGGACACAGGUAGCACCUCUGUGUCUGGGCAGGGCAGGAGCGUGCGUAGUGGCCGUCAGACUGUGAAAACAUAAACACAAACAAUUGACGUUUGGUGGACUGUACCUGACGUGGCUCAGAGACCCUCUUCUUUUUCACUGACAUGGUCACUUGCACCGAGAGAUCCAUCUGCCUACACCAAGGGGGGGGGAAAACACUCUUAAGGUUUUACACUUGGGCAAAUUCUAAUUUUUUUACUCUCCUUAAAGACUGCCAGUUAAUGUUUAGGUCGAGGUUAGGGUUAAGUCAUGUGUCAGUUCUCUGAUAAAGUUUUCAUGUUCGAACAUCCUGAUAACUUCUGCCACUGACACUCACAAUGAAAAGGGAUCUGCAGUGUUUAUCUGAGCAUGACAGAACAGCUGUCUCACAGCUAUUUUUUCUUGCCUAUUAUUUUGUUCCUGUAGACAAGGUGGGAGACUCACGCACACACACACACACGCACACACACACACACACACACACACACACACACACACACACACACACACACACACACACACACACAUACACACACGCACACACACUCAUACACGCACAAACCUACAUGGUUGCUCUCAGCUUCUAUUUCUGAUGACAGAAAGGUGAGGGAGCCAGAGAGAGAUUGUCAAGGCGGUUGAGAUGCCUCAUCAUUUUACGCUCUCAAUUUUCCUAACAAUAUCUGAUAGAGUGUAUUGAUGCUAUUUUAAUAUAUUCCCUAUUAUUUUUAUGCUGCAGUUGGCAAGUCCUCUCCUCCUUUCUUUCCCCCUCUUACCCAUUGACAGAUAAAAGAAAGACUUUUGACGUAAUCAGCACAACCUUGUAAACAGCUUUACUGUAAGGAACCAUGAGCCUCUUUAUUCUUUUAAAUCAAAAACAUAUCAUUGUGCUUUGUGUAAUAUUUCUGUGUGUAUGUCUUCCAUGUUGCAUCAGCUCACAUCUGAAGCAUACAGUGUACUCUGAUAUGCAAUUUAUUGGAGCUUUUUUACACACUACACUGGCAAAUUAUCCAACUUAUUUAGUCUUUUUUUUAACAGUACUAAGCUCUGUAACUGGGUUUAUAGACUUGAGGAAUAAUGAAGACAGCACUGUGGCCGUUUGUUGAUCCCUGUAGGGAAAUUUUGUUUUCAAUUUCCUGCAGAGCAGAGGGUCAGCUAUUUACAGACUUGGUUUUAUACAGGGUCAGUCAAGCUUGUCUGUCUGCCAGCUACCUACUUUUUCUCCACCGUGGAUGUUUCUUCAGUGUGUGUGUGUGUGUGUGUGUGUGUGUGUCUGUGUGUCUGUGUGUGUGUGUGUGUGUGUGUGUGUGUGUGUGUGUGUGUGUCUGUGUGUACACAUGUGUUCGGGUGUUCAGAGAUUGCAAGGAGUAUAUUUUUAUCUCAAAUGAGAAUCUUCCCGCUUCCCCUCUCCACAUCUUCAAUUCCCUGCUGCUUUCUCUUCAUCCCCAUUUUCCCAUUUCAUCACCACACACACAUACACACAAGCAAGCACGCACAAAUACAUGCACCACUACAUUUUACAGCAGAAUUGGAUACCCAGACAAAAUGAACAACAUACGCUAUAAUGAGAGCAUGAAUUUAAUAACGUUGAUUCAGCCGGUGCAGACAUUUUGUUUGAUGUGGAGUUCAAAGCAUUAUUAGAUUUGACGCAGCUGCAGACAAAGCAUGAGACAUAAGCGGAAAAUGAAUCCCUGUGAAACGACCUCAUGUGUUCAUAUUUGUGGGUUUGUUUAACUAAGCUUACAUAACAAGAAACACCAAGAACACAGAGACUCUGACUGCAGGUUUAACAGGGAGACAUGUCACAGUCAUUUUAUGCUGUACCAGUAAUUGUGUUUGUCCCCCGAUGGGACAAACACAAUUACUUGUCGCGUUUUUGUUAACAUUUUUGGACCUUGCUGGGACCGGUAGCCUUAAUGGAGACCAAAGCCUGGUCCAAAUGAGGUUCUGGUUAAGGUUAGGGUUGGACUGUCUACAAUGAAUGGAAGUCAGUGCAAUGUCCUAGCAAAGAUAGCUGCACAGACUUGUGUGCCAGUGUGUCUGUGUGUGUGUGUGUGUGUGUGUGUGUGUGUUUGUAACCAGUGUACAGAAAGCUAACUCCUGACACUGAGAGGAAAAGCAGGCAUCCUGUCUGAACUGACAGAUCUAGAGCUAAUGUAGCCCCCAGGAUGCACUUCUCACACGCACACACACACACACACACACACACACACACACACACACACACACACAUGCACUUUCACCACACAGCUGAAAGCCAAGUGCCCCAGGAGUCAGCGAAGAUUGAAAAGCCUCCCAAAUUUGCCGGCAUGACAUCUAAAAAGCAUAGACGGGCAGGCAAGCAGUUCCCCACAGCCGAGCUGAUGUUUAUUCAAGCCUAAUGCACUGCUGCAUUAUUCUAUUUUCUUCCCCUUCAGACCUGCCCGCUGUUUAUUUAGAGAGUAAUUCUCUUAAGAUCUCAGCAGAAGAAGUGUGUCACCUCCACUGUGUAGAUGUUGUCAGAGAGUUUGAUUCCAGUCAGAGGUUGAAAAUAAAGACAGACAUUCCAAAUCAAGGUAUAUAUUCAAGUAUAUUAUGUACAUAAAUACAUGUAAAAUCUGUAUGCAGUCUUAUUGCAUUAUGCUGUAUAUUAUACAGUGCCCACUAAAUAUGUGUUAUUGUGUGUUCCUUUUUGUACCGUGAAUUCAGAUGAAGAAGAGGUGUAAUAAAGCGGGUUGGUGAGAAACGGUACAGCUGCUCACCUCCUCUUUUUGUACCAGAAUAUUUCACCUCCUCGUUUACAUUAUAAAUUAUGUAUGUACAAUAUAAGCUGCUGUAAUAUGCUGUUAUUGGUCUUUUAUACAUUAAAGUCAGGAUGUGAUUUAA